Messenger RNA from Syngnathoides biaculeatus (alligator pipefish), 1552 nucleotides. It is a transcript of the gene armc1l, whose product is annotated as armadillo repeat containing 1, like. Bases 152 to 832 code for a protein of 226 amino acids. Lineage: Eukaryota; Metazoa; Chordata; Actinopteri; Syngnathiformes; Syngnathidae. The record is from RefSeq and is a predicted model, not a curated record. Gene Ontology annotation, molecular function: protein binding; metal ion binding. The transcript is spliced from 7 exons.
CCGUGAUUGGUCUAGAAUGCGGGGGUCAAUUGUACGAGCUGAUGCUGCGACGUAGUUUCUCAGUUGACCAAUCGCGUGUCACCGCUGCGAUAUCAGCCUAAAUUUGUAUUUGUGUCCACGAGCUCCUUUUGUCCUGGUUGUGUUCAAGGUGAUGGAUGCGUUGUCGGUGGUGAGCCAGCUGCGGGAUCUGGCCUCGGAGCCCCAGAACCGAGAGGCCAUCGUGCAGGACCAAGGCUGCCUCCCCGGGCUGGUCCUCUUUCUGGACCACCAGAGCCCGGAAGUGCUGCACGCAACUCUGCAGACGCUCCGGUACUUGGCUGAGCUGUCCCCCAACAUUCCAACCAUGAAGAAUGAGCUGGGGAUGAUGGUGAGCCUGGAGAACCUUAUGGCAAGGGAGGAGCUGUCCGUCGACGUGACGAGUUUGGCGAAAGAGGUGUAUGGAAUUCUCAGCGCCCCUCCUCGUCCUGUCCAUCGCACGCCGGAAAGGAGGCCAAAAUCACAUUUCUUCCUGAACUCGUCGAACAAGAAGGCCAAGUGCGUCACGUUGCACAUUCAGGGCCUGGACGACAUUCACCAGCGAGGCUUGUGCGAGGAGGCCCUGCUGAAGGUCCGGGGCGUGAUCAGCUUCACUUUUCAGAUGGCCUCCAAGAGAUGCACCGUGCGCAUUCGCUCCGACCUUCCCACCGAGAGUUUAGCCUCGGCCAUCGCCGCCACCAAAGUGUUGUCUGCCCAACAGGUGGUGAAGAAUGAGGCAGGAGAUGAGGGGCGCUCAAGCAGAAAAGGUGAGAGUGAGAUAGGUGGAAUAUAUGUGUCGAGGAAGACGCAAGUUUAAUAUAACUUUGCGCACGAGUCAAAUUAGCAUGAACAGACCCUCAUCAUGGAAAAUGCAAUAAGAAAAGCACACGACGCAGCUUUCAAGUUAAAAGAAAAUCGAGCUGGCCGAUGAAGGAAACAGAGCUGCUGCGCAAACUUGGCAUGAAUGAAUUGGUGAGAUGCUGGAAACGGCAGCGGGAAGAACUGGAUUAAUGUAAAAAGAUGGAAAAAAGCUUUCAGAGGUGCAAUAAAAGCAGGUGGCCUGAACAGUGUUGCUGCCGCGUCUCAGUGACUUUUUAACCGAUAUGAUUUUAACUCAGCCCUGUUAUUGCUGUGCUACUACCAUAUUGCUGCUGUGUUACUGUCGCGUCAUAUGCAGAGUUUGGAAAUUCUUUGUAAAUAUCUCAUGUAAAUAUGUAAAAAAAAAAACAACUUGUUUCAAUGUGGGCACAUGCGGCUUAUAGACAGGUGCGGCUUUUGUAUGUACAAAAUGGUUUUUCCUUCAAGAAUGUGCGGGGUGAGGCUUAUAAUCAGGUGCAUCUUAUAGUCUAGAAAUUACAGUACUUUGACCAUGACAGACAAGUAAAGGUCAUAUUACCGUAGGCAUUCCAGAGGACAAGGAAUGUCUACCUAGAGGGUUAUAACACCAACGCAGGCACUAUCUGUAAGCCUGUCUAUGGCAUCUGCUUUUGUUUAAAGAUAGAGAACUUUAAAGCAAAGUUUUUUGUUUUAUAUGCAG